AUGAAGCGAACCUCAGAUACUUCGAUAGCUAUAUCAAAUGAUAUGAAAAAAAAUUCAAAUUCUUAAAUUCAAUCUAAGCAUAAUCCACGACUUAAGGAGUACUCACCAAAUUUAACAUAAUUUAAAAAAGAUAAUUUAUCAAUAGUUGAAGAAAACUAUGAACCAAGUCUAGGAAUUAGCUUUUUAGUAUAUAUUUUAUACCAAUAUAUGAGGAUCGUAAGGAAAGUGAAAAAAAUAAAAAUAAAAUAGAAUCAUAAGAUGUUUUAUAUAAUUUUGGUUAGGCUUCAUCUAGGGUCUUAGCAUCUCCAAUAGAUGAGCUUGAAGCAUUAAAAUAACAUAAUAAAUAGUACCAUUUAAAAAAUGGUUUGAACUUAAUUCGUCUAGUCUCUAAAUUUAUUCGAUAACUAAAAAUUCAUUCAUAAACUUUUCAGUAUAAAAUGAUAAAUGAAAAUAUUUUAUAAAUGCUUGGAGAUUAGGCUUCAAAUAUAAAAAUGUUUAUUUACCAAAGAAAUCAAAACUUUCAUUAAAAUAAUAAGAAAAACUUUGAUACCUAUUUUUUUGAUAUUGAAAAUUUUUUCGAAAAAAUUCCAGUUUUUAAUCCAGAUAAUUUAAUAUUAACUUGGUUUAAGAUUAUUCUAUUUGUAUUGCUUAUAAUCAAUAUUACUUAUAUUCCUCUUUUAAUAUUUUUGAAUGAAUAUGAUUUUAAUAAAGAUGGCAUACAUCAUUUCCUUGAUACGAUACCAAUAAUAUUUUGUAUGUUUGAUUGUGGUUUAAGAUUCAACACAUCUUUUUAUAAUGAAGGUUUUUAAUCUAAAUAUUCUAGGAAUCUUGUAUAAAGAUAAAAUUAAAAUAGCAAAGUAAUAUUUGAAAAAUGAUUUCAUAGUAGAUAUUGUAAGUAUUAUUCCUAUAUUUACUGAUAGCCUUGCAAUAUAAUAUUUAGCAAUAUUCAGAAUAAUAAAAUUAAAAUAAACACUAGCAACUCUGGAAGAAAUACUUUGUUUUAAGUAAUAAAUUUAAGGAUGGUGGGAGUUAAUAAAAUCAAUUUUUUUUAUUGUUUACACUUGUCAUUUUUUUGCUUGUGUUUGGUAUAAGAUUGGAGAAUAAGGAGUUAAAAAUAACACAAAUAGUUGGUUAAUCUCUAAAUAAUUAAAUAAUUCUACAUGGUAAGAAUAAUAUUUUUUUUCUCUUUAUUUUAUAGUAAUAACAACUUUAACAAUAGGAUAUGGAGAUAUUCUUCCUUGUAAUGUGUAGGAGGCUUUAUUUACAAUUUUUAUUGCUUUUACAGGAUGCAGUGUUUUAGGAUACACAAUUAAUAAUAUAGGUGAAAUAUUCAAGAAUUUAAAUGAGAAAAAUGUGAAGUUUAAAUAAUAGAUGAAGAGUAUUAUGUAAUAUUUAAAGAAUUAUAAUAUAAAUACAAAUUUAUCAUUGUAAAUUAGAAAGUAUUUUGAAUAUCAUCUAAAAUCUUAAAUUGAAGAUAAUAAUGAAGGUUAAUAGAUGAUAUAGUAAUUGUCAAGAUAAUUAAGGGAAUAGAUGUAGAUUGAUUUAUACAAAAAGUAUUUGAUGAAAGCAAAGAUUGUGAAAGAUUAUUGUUCUUAAAGUACAAUAGAUAAGUUAUGUUAAUAAAUAAAAAUAGAGAGUUAUGCACCAGAAUCUAAGAUUUUAAAUUAGAAUGAAAGAUGUGAGAAAUUAUAUUAUGUAUUGGAAGGGGAAUUAGAAAUAUACAUUACUUUAGGGAAUAGUAGAGAUGUAAGCUUUUGUAAUUGGUUAAUAAAGGAUGAUCUAAUAGGACAAUGGGAAUUUGUUUUAUCAAAUCCUUAUUUGUAUUCAGUUAAAGCUGUAAAAUUUACUAAGUUAUUGGCAAUAAAUAGAAAUGAUUUUACAAAAAUUUUGAAAGAAAAUAAAGAAGAUUUUGAGAAGUUUAAUUAAUUUAAAGAUAAACUAUUAUUUUCUAAAAAAUCAAGAGGUAACAAAUGCUUUGUCUGUGGCUGGAUACAUUAUUUUAAUAAAUGUCCAUUUCUAUUUUUUAUAUCAGACAAAGAAAAGGUUUUACAAUAAGCAUUAAGUAAUAAAGAAUAGAAUAGAGGAGUAAAUACAAGAUUUAGAAAAUAAGAGAAAGGAAGAACUUUUUAUGGAUUAAAUAAUUUAAGAUAGGCAGCAUUAGAUUAUAUACAGGAUUCUGAAACAAAGUAGAAUAUCUAUAUUUAUAUAUUAGUGAUUUAACUUUGUAACAUUUAGUUGAUCUUGGUUUUAAUAAGAAUGACUCAAUUUUACAUGGUAGUGCUGUUUAUUUAGAUGAAUUAAUAAAUAAGAAAAUAUCAAGUACUUUUAAAGUUAUUGAAAAUGAGGAUGAUUCUAAUCAUUCUUUUUUUUAAGCUCCUAAAGUUGUAGCAACUUAUAAAAAUAGAUCAAUUGUUUUUGCCCCAACACCUGAUAAUGAUAGCUUUUUAAAUUUAAAAUUCUAAUCACCUGAUUAACUUAAUAGAUAAAAUUCUAAUAAUGGUCAAAGAGCAAGAAGACAAACAAAAGAAUUAUCUCGUAUUAAAUAAUCAUAACCUAAAAUUCUAUUUAGUACAAAUAAAAUAGAUUCUAAACUGAAUUUUAUGAAAAGAAAUGAUGGAAGUAGUAAUUUUUAAAGUCAAAUAAGUAGUAAUUUAAAUAACAUUCUAAAUACAAAUAAUAAUAUUUAUUUAAAUUAAAAUGAAAAUUUUGAAAGUUAAUAAAAUUCAUCUUAACAUCGAAGUGAAUAACCUUCAAGUCUACAUCCUUAAUAAGCUUAAUAACAAAUAUAAAAUAAUAUAAAUGAAAUUAAUUUUGAUAUAGAUAAAACCUAAGUAUUUACAUACUAUUUUAAAAAUGAUAAUAUUUUUGAAAUUGUUAAAUAAUUGAUGGAAUAGCAAAAAUAAAUUACUCUAAAGUCUCCAAAAAUAAUGCAAAAAAGUAUUAUGUUAGGAAGCAAUAAAAAUAAUAGACGAUUAGCUCUUCUUCAAAAAAUACUUAAAAAAGACAGUCUAAUGAUAUGA
Molecule: messenger RNA, 3020 nt
Organism: Paramecium sonneborni
Lineage: Eukaryota; Ciliophora; Oligohymenophorea; Peniculida; Parameciidae
Source: the annotation of a GenBank genome assembly